AUGACACUGGCCGCGUAUCAAUAUUACCUCAAGUAUAGGAAUGGCCUGAACAUGGAAGAAGCAGAUGCGUUAUCGCACCUGCCGUUAUCCGUACAAGAGAGAAGGGACGAACUAGACUGUUUAGCCGUGUUCGAUGCGACGCCCCUGACUGCAGCGCAAGUUGCAAUGGAAACUAAGCGAGACCCGCUUCUCAGUGCGGUCGUCCAGUAUGCACUAGCCGGUUGGCCAAGCAAGUACCCCCAAGAAAUGCACGCAUUCUUUGUGCGCAGAGACCAGCUAUCAGUGGAACAGGACUGUUUGACAUGGGGCUACCUGGUCAAUGUCCCGAGGAGCUUGCAGCCUGCCGUGAUCGCGCUAUUACACGAAGUUCAUCCAGGCAUGACGCGGAUGAAGAUGUUAGCAAGGUCAUACGUUUGGUGCCCUGGUCUAGACAAAGAUCUAGAGAGCACAGACGGCGUAAAUUUGCUGGUGCUGGUCGACACCUACUCGAAAUGGGUGGAGGUUUUCUGUAUGACUACAACGACUACUACAAGCACACUGAAGAGGUUGGACGCCCUUUUUGCAUGGUAUGGUUGCCCUGAAGAAUUGGUAACAGACAACGGGCCACAGUUCGCCUCUGAGGAAUUUCAAGAUUUCCUGCGACAGCGAGGAAUCAGACAUACUCGAGCACCUCCAUACCACGCUGCUUCCAACGGAGCUGCAGAGAGACUGGUAAGGACCACCAAGAGUGCGCUCUUCAAGGAAGCUCUGGAAGACAUGAUAAUGGGAGCGAAGCGUAGAGUACGAGAGCGCAUUAACAACAUUCUGAUGCCCUACCGAAACACGUCAAAUUCGGUAACGGCAAAGGCUCCAGUGGAGCUUUUCCUGAAGCGGUUGCCCCGCAUUAGGUUGUCUCUCGUGAAGCCGAACUUCGCAAGUGACAUGGCAGACCGUCAGAAAAGGAAUACUGACCGUCGUAACUGCGAAAGAGGACCGGCAGACCUGUUCAGCGUCAACGGCAACGAAAGGCGAAGCAGAAUCAUGGCAGGAAGGGAUCAUCGAAUAAGUGGUUAG
Ornithodoros turicata is the source of this 1053-nucleotide messenger RNA. RefSeq lists its product as uncharacterized. The record is from RefSeq and is a predicted model, not a curated record. Gene Ontology annotation, biological process: DNA integration. Bases 1 to 1053 code for a protein of 350 amino acids. The transcript has 2 exons. Gene Ontology annotation, molecular function: nucleic acid binding. Lineage: Eukaryota; Metazoa; Arthropoda; Arachnida; Ixodida; Argasidae.